AUGGCCAACUUUGGCGUGGAUACCAUCCACCUUAACGUGGGCGUCGGCGACUGCGAGAUUGUCCUCCAGGUCGACCUCUCCGACUCGACUCGCCUGCCCAAGAUCGUCAAGGCCGUCUUGAUCGACGGGGGAUAUCCCACCUGGUUCCGCGGGCGCGCCGUCGAGACCAUUAACAAAUUUAUUAAAUUUGGAUGCCGCCGUCGGUAUCGCCUCCCCGAUGGUGAUACCACGCUUAUGUUGGACGCGAUUGUCAUCACCCACUGGGAUCAGGACCACUAUGGCGGCAUCGUCUGCGCGAUGGAGCAGGAUCUCCAACAAGCGAUCCUCAACGAUGUCGUGAAUAGAGGACACAAGGAUCAGCUUCUGGCCAAGAACCGCUGUUCCUUUCUACGUUAUGGGCCAGAUACCGCGUCGGGAGCCCGGGGCCCACCCCUGACCACCGUGUAUGUGCCAUAUUGGACUCCGAUCCCUCCGCAAAAGGCCCCGCAUAGUUUGCUCGAGCUGCAGGAGGAGGCCUUGAUCCAUUACUUGGCAGUAGAUGUGACUCCUUUCGCCGUCUUUGGAGAUCGAUGGUGGAUGGGCAAGGUAGCCCUUCUCCGGAGUACCUACGUCGAGAACAUCGGCCGUGACCUGUUCACGGAUGUCUGGGCUGGCAACCCGGCCACUCCCCUCGUGCAGGCGACCUUCGCAACGCCCAGAGACCUUGCAGUGGCACUGAAACUGCGUGGAUGCCCGGGCGGAAGGCCGGCCCUCGCCAUCGUGGGUUGUCAAAGAGAGAACAUUGUCCCGCCGGCCCCCUCUUCCUCCUCCCGGACGCUUCCCCGGGCUCCAUCGCCAUCUUUUACCUUGCCCUCCAACCCCCCAGUGCCGGUGCGCCCCCAUCGCCCUGUGCUUCGGAUGGUCAACCGCCCGGAGGUCAAGGAUGAAGCCGACACCACCAAUGCAGCCUCCAUUAUCUGCGUCGUCAUCUGGGUCGACACCGGUGUUAUUGGGCACUUUAUGGGCGGCGAUGCCUUCUGGACACAGGAGAUUCCGCUGGUCAAGUGGAUUGCUGGGCCGCCUGAAUCCACUUCAAGGAUCGGAGCCGUCAAACUGAGCCAUCAUGGAUCAGCGUCGUCGACCCCAACAACCCUCUUUAGCUCGCUCUGCCCGAGAUCGAUCAUUGUCUCGGCGUAUGAUGAUUACUAUCACCCUCGUUGGGAGAUUAUACUCUGGCUCGACGCAUAUAUACGAACAACCACACUGCGCGGUCCCAUGCGGCUGUACUCAAUGGUGUAUCCCUACUAUCUGAACGCAGUGGUUAGCGCUUCAGGCACGGUCUCGACCAGCGCCAAAGCAAAUCAGCCCGUAGCCAGCGCCAUCAUUCCGACGAAGUCCAAAGAUAUUCAAGCCUUCCAGACGAGCCUGGGCAACCUCAUCAGCGCCUUCACCGGUAGUAGUGCAUGGACUGGCUUCACCUUUACCGAAUUCAUGGCGACCUACACGGACACGCCCCAGGUGGGGUUGGAUUACCUUGUUUUGAAGGUUCACGAUGCCUGGCGGAAUCUUAGCGAUGUCACAGCGCGGCAAAAUAUUUGGGAUCCGUUCUCCAUGCAAUCCAUUUUUUAUCAACUUGUCCGGACGCGGGCCGCACCGGAUGAGGACGGCGAGGUGGUGACCCAAAACAAGGACUUCUGGUUCAAGCAGCAAGCAGGAAGGAAGAAGAAAACAGUGCGUAGGCCGCCCAAGGCAGUCUCGUUUGUGCGGACCAACCCCAGACCGGCGAGGGCAGCCGUGCGGGCAAAAGAGGCGACACAGAUCCGAAUUGAGCAAGCCAGGAAGGCCAUGUUGGCGAGGCAAGUGCAGAUAAGCGGUGCCCAGGAUGAGGUGAAAAAUGCGAUGCAGCCUGCCGAUCUAGAAGAAGGAGAUAAAGGUGUGGAAGCCGGCGGCCUACAGCAACCCUUCAGCGGCGCAUUUGGUAAAGUGGCAGUGGCAGUGGCAGCGGCAACACCGGCAGACGAGACUCCAGUCACAUACCCAACCUCCGGAUAUUAUAUUUGCAUUGACGCGGCCAUUGUCACUUCGGCAUCCAAUGUUCUUUCUCUCUCCCACACCGGAGACCAGGCAAGUCUCAACAACUUGAUUGACAGCCUGAACACCGGAGUGCUUGCCCUUUCGGCUGCUCCAGAUUCCGCAGGGCAGGCCCUCCUCGAUGGGACCACGGAGGCAGGCUGCGAUGAAUGGUUUUUCUGGCUUUCCAGUGCCAUCGGAGCAACGUCCGUCAAGGCCGUUAGACACCAGUCGGAUCCGUCCAGUUCUCCAGUAUCAUCCUUUACUAUCAGCACUAUCGACCCUUGGGCGCUCACCUUCAGCACCGAGGGGAUUGCACUGGCCUUCCACAGCAACGACCUCCCGGUCAUUCCACCCAUUGGCUUCCAAGUCGAUCAGAAUACUUUGAUUCUCGGCCUGGAGAAGCACGAUCUCGCUGCCAUCUGGACAUUGGACAGGGUCCUGGAUUUCAUGGGAAUCGAAAAUCAGGUUCUCCUGGGCCUCUCGUCCGCGUUUCCAAUCGUCCCUGACUUCACUCCGGGCACGCGGAACGCCAUCUGGUUCACGCCUUGCGCCUCCUACCGCACGGUGAUGCGUCUUCAGUUCAAAUUUAGUGACCCAGUAACGUGGAACAGCUGGAUGACUACCCUCCAUCUGACAAACAUCACCUUCUCCGAACCCAAGCUCGUUCUGAAACGGACCGUGACUCGCUUCGAGAUCCCAGGCGACUUCGAACUUUAUGUCGAUUCGGAGCUGAUGGUAACGACCACAGUAUCCGUCGUCCAGAACAACGCGGCUUCCCCAGUCGAUGCGGUGUUGAUUUUCGAUCCGAGCUUCACCACACUCGUGCUUCAGCCGCGCAGUGGCAGUCUCUCCGACAUUUUUGCCUGGCUCAUCACGGCGUUGCACUUGGACGCCGUGGAGGCGAAUGCUGUCAAUGAUGUAUCGAACUGGCUUGCGGCCGUGUCGAGUCAUUUGCCAUCGGUGAGAGAAGUGCAAGUCAUGCUCGACACCAGCGGUAUCCUCAUGUUUCGCGUCAAGUUCGUGUUGGAGGUUGAUUUUGGUAAGGAUCCAGGUAAUGCAGCAGAUAAGAAGGUUGCCUUCAUUUUUACAUACACAUACAACACGUCCGAGCCAAAACACAUCGUGUCCGGCUCUCUGUGGACUCCAGUCUUUGCCGCUGACUUGCAAUCCUCUCUUCCUCUCCGGUUUGAUCCGAUUUAUGAGGAUUUCCAGACCAACGACGGCGUGCCUCCAGAGUACCGCAACUUCCUUCAUCUCUCGGCCCUGUUUCCGGAUCUCCAGGUGGUUAACGUCCCAGCGGAGCUGAAUCUAGAGGUCUUCGACCUGGAGGUCUCGCUCAGCUCGGAUAACUUGUACAUCUCCGGCACCCUCAUCCGUGAUCCUACUAUUCAACCAGAGCAUUUCGCCCUCGACAGCGUUACCUUGGGAGCUGCAUACUACUUUGCCAAACCCGCAUCUCCAGGGCACUCCGCCCGGAAUGCAUCCAGCACUGUGAAUUUCUCCGCCCAGAUUUCCAUGCUAGGCCACACUCCCAAAGACAAUGCCACACUACUAGCCUCCAUUGAUUACGUCUCAAACGACUCAGAAGAUAGCACUUGGCACUUGCAUGGCGGCCUGCGAAGUGUGACGAUGGGGACGCUGGUGUCUUUGUUCCCCGGUGGAGACCGACAGUCGGUGAUGGAUCUGGCAGAGCACUUUUCCAUCUCCUCGCUGAACCUGGAUUAUAUCUACUCGUCGUCGGGCAAAGGCAGUCAAUUCCAGGCCGAGGCGGUUCUUAUCCUCGACGUCUUUCAGCUCAGCAUGGAUUUCACCUGGCAAGCAGGAAAGGCCUGGUCCAUCGUGUGCACGCUGCAGGCGUCUCCUGGAGUUGACACAACGUUUAUCCAGGUUUUGAAAGCCGUGAUGCCCGAUUCAGCGGUCACUGACAUGAUUCCGAACUUUGCGAACUUCCGCAUCAGCUCUGCGGACUCCUCGCAGAACGGAACACGGCUGACUUUCAAUAUGGACAAAACCGCCAAUUAUAUCACGGCUGUCUUGACGCUCUUCUUGAAGGGCAAUGGAGACGAUCCGGAUAUCACUUGCAGCCUGAUUCAAAUCAAGGAACCAACCGUCACCACAGGAAGUGGGGCGCCGAAACCUGCUGCUACCAAGCGUCUCCUCCGGGUUACUGUCGGCUCUAUACCGUGGGGAGACAUCUCGUCCAUCCCUCUGGUGGGAAAGAUUCAGAAACCUUUUGAUGAAUUAGAUUAUAUCUGGGUGCACGAUGACAGCAAUGUAGGCCUGACUCGGGAUGAUAUCACCUGUAUCAACUCGAUCCCAGAACCACAGCGCAUCUACGUCCACGACACAAAGCCCAAACCCGCAGGAAGUGAUGUAUUGCUGGUGACAGGGUCGCAUUUCUUGGUCGUUGGCCAGGACAAGAGUGUACCGGCCGGGCAAUCUGCUCUCCUGGAUUAUGUCUUCGGGCAUGCCGCGCAGACACCAGGACCACAAAGUGAUUUAGGACCGGCUGAGCCGUCCGGCGGCACGACCAUGGCGAAACUGGACUCCCACCAGGGGCCACUGUCCGUCAAGAAUUUUGGCUUGCGAUACAGUGACAGCACGCUGCACAUCGUAUUCGACGCAACAGUCAAGCUCGGGCCUAUCGAAUUUGCGCUUCUCGGGUUCAGCAUUGGCCUGCAGUUCUCACAGGGCAUCGAUCUUCGGACUCUGUACAAAGCACAUCUCAGUGUUUCUCUACAGGGCAUGGAAUGUAGCUAUGCCGAGCCACCGAUGAUACUUGCAGGAAUCUUCGAAGAUCUGUCCACCGACACCAUGACAAAGUACAUUGGCGGGGUCGAUUUCCAAUUCGAACCCUAUAGCUUCCUAGCGGUUGGCUCAUACGGUGAACUCAAGGAUGCCACCGGCAGUAUGUUGUUCAAAUCGGUCUUUGUCUUCGCCAAACUCGAUGGUCCCCUUAUUGAGUUCGAGUUUGCCGAGGUUUCCGGCAUCACGGCUGGUUUUGGCUAUAAUUCUGCGUUGCGGUUCCCGUCUCUGCCUGAGCUUCCGUCUUUUCCAUUCGUGAGCAAUCCAUCGGGUCUCUCCACCACCGAUCCUGUGGAGUUGCUGCAGGCCCUGACCUCGGAUGGCGCGCAAAACCCCAGUCCUGGGUGGGUGUCGAUGCGGAAUGGCAGUAUCUGGCUUGCGGCGGGUCUGGAGGUGAAAGCUUUCCAGAUCCUCAGUGUCAAUGCGAUUGUCGUGCUGGAGUUCAAUCCGUAUGUCAGUCUGGGUCUCUUUGCCAAAGCGGCUGCCUCCAUGCCUGCUGCCACGGACGGGAAACCGCUACCCCCUGGGGAGUCGUUCUUGUAUGUCGAGCUCGGGCUGGCGGCCGCGAUCGAUUUUCACGCGGGGACGAUGCGCGUAGAAGGCAGCCUGACGCCAAACUCGUACGUGCUGAACCCAAUGUGCCAUCUGAGCGGCGGGUUUGCCCUUUGCUAUUGGUUUCAAGGAUCCCAGCAUGAAGGCGACUGGGUGUUCACCAUUGGAGGCUACCAUGCCGCCUUCCAGCCCCCCGACCAUUAUCCAAGACCGGAUCGGCUCCAAAUUCAAUGGUACGUGGGCGGUGGGCUCAAUAUCACCGGCCAAGCGUAUUUUGCAAUCACGCCAAAGGUCUGCAUGGGCGGUGGAUUGCUCUCUGCGUGUCUGGAUCUGGGCCCCUUGCAUGCAUAUUUCGACGCGUGGGCCGACUUCCUGAUGACAUACAAACCAUUCUAUUUCGUCGGCGACGUCGGUGUCCAGGUCGGUGUGGAGUUUACGCUCGAUCUCUGGAUCUGCACGAUCCACAUCAACGUCCACAUCGGAGCCGCCCUGAAUCUCUACGGCCCACCCUUCGGCGGUGAGGUCUGGGUCGACUUCUGGGUCUUUGGAUUCAGUAUCCAUUUCGGUAAUGACAGAGUCGAUCAGGCUGCGCUCACUCUACCCCAGUUCUAUCAGUUGUUGUUGCAACAGGAAGCGCCUCAUACCACUCCCACUGGAAGCACGAACAGUGACCACGUUCUGUCGAUCGAGGCCGGUCGACAAAUCAUCAACAGCGGCGGCGAGAGCACGGAUGUCCCCGAGGGAGAGCCGUGGAAAGUCAAAUCCCAGGGAUUUAUCUGCAGAGUACAGUCGCGAUUUGCCAUCGAGUCGGCAGAUGUCAAUGGUGUUUCGCCGGUGACUACCAAGACUCGGAUAUAUUCAAAACCUAUGCAUCUCACAGCUCCAGAUCCCAGUCGCAAGAUUCCGGAUGAGCAUAUAACAUCUGCCAUGAAGAUCACCAUCAAGGGGCAUGACGAUGCGAUGGGGACUUUCACUUGUAAGGAGGUCUAUAAAAAAGUUCCGCAGGCUUCCUGGGGCAGUUACGACCCCAACUCCGACCCUCUAUUAACCCACAAUGGCAACGAUGCCCUUCUCGACCACUCCGCCGAUCUAACCACCGACCGUAUCAUGGGCAUCUCAGUCAUCGCCCCGAAACCCUUCCUUCCUUUAGACCCCAUCCAGCCAUUCGACGCCCUGGCCGCGGACUCCCUCCCUGUGCUGCCAGACGACAGCGACACCUACCGUCCUGCAUUUCUUUCCACUCUCGCCUGGGCGAAUGACGCCUGGACGCCGCAGCCGCAUCCGGCCGGCGUAGCCUCCGACAACGAGAUCCUGUGGAAGCUUGCAGAAACUGCUUGGCAAGCUGCCACGGACCUGGGUGAUGACGGAACCGGAAAGAAGAUCCUGGGCUUGGCUGAUGUUGUGGAGGAUUGGAAGGACGUGAUGGGGUGGAGUGGGGGAAUCGAUGCUGAGAUUCCCACGCAGGUGAUGAAUAGGUUCGAGCAGCUUUAUAUGAGUGCGCCGUUUGUGGGUGUUGUUUGA
Aspergillus viridinutans is the source of this 6930-nucleotide messenger RNA. RefSeq lists its product as uncharacterized. The record is from RefSeq and is a predicted model, not a curated record. Bases 1 to 6930 code for a protein of 2309 amino acids. Lineage: Eukaryota; Fungi; Ascomycota; Eurotiomycetes; Eurotiales; Aspergillaceae. The transcript has 6 exons.